Messenger RNA from Polyodon spathula (Mississippi paddlefish), 4388 nucleotides. RefSeq names its product Fc receptor-like protein 5. NCBI's taxonomy places the organism in Eukaryota, Metazoa, Chordata, Actinopteri, Acipenseriformes, Polyodontidae. The record is from RefSeq and is a predicted model, not a curated record. Gene Ontology annotation, molecular function: transmembrane signaling receptor activity. Bases 100 to 3885 code for a protein of 1261 amino acids. The transcript is spliced from 23 exons. Gene Ontology annotation, biological process: cell surface receptor signaling pathway.
UUUACUAGGCCUUCUAUAACAGCUCCUCUUUGGAACCCAGUCUGGGAGCGCGAGUCCUUCACUCUUCAGUGUCAGGUUCAGUUAAAUAACAGAAGGAGCAUGACAGACCUCCGGUACCGGUUUAUCAGAGACGGGAAGGAGCUGGAGUCCUCUGGACCACCGGAGAACUACACAGUCCCAGCAGCAAGGGCUGAGGAUGCUGGGAGAUACCAAUGCCAGGUGGAGGCAGGAGGAGUUAGGAAAGCAAGUGAUUCAGUGCAGGUUAAUGUGAGAGAGGGUUUGCCGAGGACUGCCCUGACCCUGGAGCCCCCGUGGGAAGAGAUGUUUGUGGGAGAGAGAGUGUCUCUUACUUGCCUGGUGGAGGGGGAUUCUGCAGGCUGGAAGUAUCUCUGGUACAAAGGCAGCCAGACCGCUCCCCUGCCCCAGCCUGAGAGCAGCAAUGACGCUGGAGCCAGAUACACAAUCAGUGCUGCUGCCCUGCCCCACAGUGGAGUGUACUGGUGCAGAGCUGCAAGAGAGACUGGCUUCUUUCACUCAGAUUAUAGUAAUGCUGCCUGGCUGAAAGUCUCUGAUCCACUUAAGAUUAUUCUAACCCUGCUGCCUUCAAGGACUGAUAUCUUUACACGAGACAACGUUACCCUCCAAUGUGAAGUUGGACUCAGUUCUUAUAGCUGGCAAUAUUACUGGUACAAAGGAAACAAGCAAUCUCUGGUGCCUGGCAGUGGCAAUGUAGCUGGAGCCUCAUACAUAAUCAGUUCAGCUGCUGUGUCCCACACUGGGCAGUACUGGUGUCGAGCUGCAAGGCUCGACAAAUCGUUUUACUUAAAAUACAGCCAGUCUGUCAUGCUAGCGGUGCACGAGCGCCCCGCGGCUGUACUGACCCUGGAGGAGGGAUGGAUGGAGGUGUUUGUUUCAGAAUUUGCUACCCUUGGAUGUCAUGUUCCUGGGAAUUAUACUGGAUGGAAUUUUACAUGGUACAAAGAUGAAGAAGCAGUUCAGGUGUUCCAGCAGAACUCCAGCAGUGUGAAUAAUGACAAAUACGCAAUCAGCUCUGCUGAUGAAUCUCAUGGUGGGAGAUACACAUGUCGAGGUGAAAGAGCAUCCAUGCCAGUUUACUCCAACACUAGUAAUGUCAUUGUAUUGACUGUAUCAGCGAACCUGCCAAAUAUUGCACUGACCCUGGAGCCAGCAGGGAUGGAAAUAUUUGAAGGGGACAACGUUACCUUGAGAUUGAAGGGGAGCGACCUGGAGUGGAGUUAUAGGUGGUAUAAAGAUGGACUGCUCCAGACUGAAGGCAGUGGAAAAGAUGACAAAUUGAUGAUAGAUGCUAAAGAGUCAGACAGUGGGGAAUAUACCUGUCAAGGAGAAAGAACAUCUAAUCCAUUUCACUCCACAAUCAGCAGUCCCUUCAUGCUGAACGUAUCUGGGGUUCUGGCCAAAGCAGUGCUGACUGUGGAACCUGGGAGAGAGGUAUUCGAAGGAGACAGUGUCACCCUGCGCUGUGAGUUUCAGGGCAGCUCUACAGGCUGGACAUAUCACUGGUACAAAAACCAACAAGGAAAUGAACUGCUGCAGACUGGCAGCAGCGGGACGGGAGUCAUUUACACAAUAAGUGCUGCUGCUCUGAGCGACACUGGAACGUACUGGUGUCGACCUGCAAGGGGCAAGCCGAAGUUUUUCCCAGGUUAUAGCCAAGCCAUUGUGUUACAAGUAUCUGAGCUUUUUAGCAAGCCUGUUGUGUCAGCCCUUCCUGAGUCUCCAGUCUGGGAAGGGGGCUCCCUCACUCUGCACUGUGCGGUCCAGGUGAAUGAGAAAUCUGCAGACACUAAACUGCAAUACCAUUUCAUCAAAGAGGAGGGGGGCUGGAAGAUCUCUGGUUCAAAAGAGAAGUAUAUACUCCCAGGUGCAAAGCUCAGUGACUCUGGAAAUUACUGGUGUGAGGUGCAGGCAGCAAGGAAUGGGCUGAAGAAACGUAGUGAACCUGUGGGGGUUGCUGUAGGAGACCGUCCACAGGCUGUGCUGACCCUGCACCCUCAGUGGCCUCACCUGUACUUUGGGGAGACGCUGACCCUGCGCUGUGGGGUUGCGGGAGAGUCUCCUGGGCUGGAGUAUCAGUGGUUCAAAGGCAGUCAGCUGACCCCAGUGCCCCAGACAGCUGAGCACAUUGUGAAGGGCAGUAGAUACACAAUGACAGCGGUGCUUCUGUCGAACCAGGGAGAGUACAGGUGUCUGGCUCUGAGGGGACAGCCGCCAUAUCCCUCUCACCUCAGCGAUUCCGUUCUGGUCAAUGUAUCUGCGGAGCAGCCCAAGGCAGUGCUGACUCGGACUCCUGAUUGGUCAGUCCUGUUCCCCGGGGAGGAGGUGACCCUGCAGUGUCUGAUUGAGGGGCGCCCCAGUGCAGGGCUGUAUAUACAGUACAGAGCUGGAGACGAGGAGCUGGGGCAGAAGCUUCAGUGCAACAGUAUUGGGACCACAUGCACAGUUGAGGCUAAAGAGUCACACAGCGGUUUUUACUGGUGUGAAGACAAAGCGGGUCAUGAACGCAGUAAAUCUGUAGACUUAAAAGUAUCAAAUGCAAGUGUGAUUCUGCAGUCUCCCCCACGGCCUAUAACUGAAGGAGACACGCUGACUCUGCUGUGUCGUGCUCGAGAUACUAAGGGUAAACGCAUCGUCUUUGAGUAUUAUAAGAACAACGAGACUGUGGAGUCCCACUCCAGCACAGGAGUGAUCAUCCCAGCUGUGAUGAAGAAAGACGCAGGUCUAUACAAGUGCUUUGCUUACUCCAAGGGGCGUACGCUGGGGGGAUCUGAGGUGGAGGUGUCUGUCAGAGAUUUCUUCGCCAGGGUAACACUGACAGCCUCUGCAGGCCCCGUAGUGAUGGAAGGAGAGCCAGUUAACCUGACCUGUGAGGUGGAGAGAAACACGUACCUCAGCCCUCCUGUCAGCUACACGUUUCUCAGAGACGGUGCGCCCCUAGCUGCGAGAAACGGCUCUGCACAGUAUUUCAUAACAGCGAUGAAUAAAACACACACUGGGAGAUACAGCUGCAUCGCGGAGACGUGGCCGGGAAUCAGUAAGCAGAGUGCUGCUGUGAAAAUCGAACUUGCAACCCCCUGGUGGUGGUUUGUUGCUGGUGCAAGCGGAGGCGGACUGUUACUUGUUCUCAUUGCAUCAACACUGCUAUGCUGCAGAACUCGACGGACUGCAGGUAAACGCACAAAGUCCCAACCUGAAGCUGUCUAUACAGUCAUUGAUCUAGCCAAGAAGAGAAGAGAUAAACUCAAAAAGUCUGACAGUGAGGGUUUUUAUACCUUAAUUGAUUCAACGACCAACCAAGAUGCACCCAAGAUGACUAACAGCAACACUGUUUACUCCAAAGUUGGCCCAAAGAAAAGCAGAGAUGAACCUGAAAUGACUGAUAAUGGAGUUUUAUAUAACCUUCUUGAUCUAAAGAAUAACAGAGAUAACCCCCAAAUGGCUGAGAGUGGAAGUGUUUACUCCCUCGUCGAUCCAAAGAACAACAGAGAUAAACACAGCUUGGGAAAUAGAAAAGAGCUUUACUCUGUGAUAGAUCCGAAGAAGAAAAAGAGUGAUAACCCCCAAAUGGCUGAGAGUGGAAGUGUUUACUCCCUCGUCGAUCCAAAGAACAACAGAGAUAAACACAGCUUGGGAAAUAGAAAAGAGCUUUACUCUGUGAUAGAUCCGAAGAAGAAAAAGAGUGAAAAACUGCUGAUGGCAAACAGUGUCACUCUUUACUCUGUUGUCGACCUAAAAAACAGAAACAAAGGACAGGGGAGCAGGAAUGCAGGAGUAAAAGAGGCAGGCAGAGAGACAGACAUCAUGCGAGACAACACACAAGAGGGCAUCUAUGAGGAAGUGAUGUAAAAACAAAAAAUAGCAGUGGACAGAAGGGAGAAAGAUUGAGGUUUUCUGUGUAAAGCAUGGGAAAUACACAAUUACAACGGCGAGAAAAAGCGCCCCUGAGCUCGUCCGGUUCCCUGUAGCUGAUUGAUCUGAAAACUGUCAUGUUGGGUCUUAAAGGACCCCAGCGAUUCUGCUUCAACAACACAAGUAGGUAGCCACAUGACUAGACAUGCCCUCACCUACUGUCUGUGCGAGACAGAGCACUUUAAAAGCCAGUGGGAUGCUUUUAACAUCUGUUUUACAGAGUCACCAGGAUGUGAUGACUUAAACAGCGGUAUUGAGCAAUUCAACAAGAAAAAAUACAUCCGUUAAAUGUGAUCCCAAUGAGUCAUUAUCAACAACAUGGCUAAGUAGCCCAUUCCAUACCCUCACAACUCAACACGUAGAAGGGCAGCAGAAAAAUUAGGACCAGAGGACAUAGUUAUGCAGACUUAGGACAGAGGGAAGGAGACACUUCUUUACAG